CCCCGCCCGGCGGCCGCCAACACCACCGGCGCCGCCUCGCCGCAGGAAUGGUUCCGCCCGCGCCGCCCGGCCGACUCCGACCCCUCCACCUCCGGCGGGCGCGUCGCGGCGCGCGACCCGGGCGUGCGCGUCAGGGCCAAGGACGGCGCCGAGGAAAAGAAGGGGGAACGUAAGAGGAGAUGGUGGGAGCGCUGGUCCAGGGACAAGGAGAGCUACCUGGUCGACGACGUGGAGCCGCUCCCGAUGCCGUUGACCAUCCCGGGGACCGAGCCGAUGUCGCGGGAGGAGCUCGACCGCCGCCUCAGCUGCGACGUGAAGAUCGAUGAAUGCAAGAUGGUUUCGUACGAGUGGACGGGCAAGUGCCGGAGUUGCCAGGGGUCGGGACUGGUGACCUACUUCAGGAAGAAAGGGAAGGAGACCAUCUGCACGUGUGUGCCAUGCGCUGGCAUUGGCUAUGUUCGGAAAAUUACAUACCGAGAGGGAGCUGAAAAUCUGGAUGAGUUAGACAAUGGGAGACCACCCUAAUUUGUUGGUGCUGUCUGUUUGGUGGCGGUAAUUUUAUUAACUGGUGCUGCAUAGAUUGUGCUUACUACAUGUGAUUCUUUUCACUACACAACUUCUAUUUCAGGCACGGUACAGGACAGGAUGCCAUUCUUUAAGCAUUGUAAACUUUUCUUUUCUGUCUAGUUAUUGUACACACUCCUAUUCUUCAAUUACAGAUGUAUGAUCAAAAUUCACAAAGAAGGAAAGAAUAAAAAUAUAAAGAGAUUGCUUGGACCAGUACUCAGAAAACC
This is a messenger RNA of Triticum aestivum (bread wheat), 794 nucleotides long. RefSeq names its product protein disulfide-isomerase SCO2. NCBI's taxonomy places the organism in Eukaryota, Viridiplantae, Streptophyta, Magnoliopsida, Poales, Poaceae. The record is from RefSeq and is a predicted model, not a curated record.